CUGCCUCCGCGCCAAGCAACAAUUCGAGGAGCGGGGCGGGGCAGCUCGCGCAGCGUCAGAGCGGACUGCCCAAUGGGAGCCGGCGUUGACAGAUGCGCGCGCCCUGUGCCCAAUAAGCGAUGGCGGCUCGAAUGGCUCUUCUACCUUGCUGGCUGUGGGCGGAGCGGCUUGACGGAGGAGGCGGCGGGGCAGGGGGCGGUUUGGUUGCGCGGUACUAGCGGUGCCAGCCGAAGGGGGUGGAGGCGGAGGAGCGAGCCGUGCGGCCAGAGCGGGAAAGAGACUCGUCUCAGCGUCCGAGUUGUGGAGCCGCCGCACCCCGGCUCCUGGGGCUGCAGCAGGAGCCGUGAGGGGCCGGGCGUCCGCUGUCUCCCGGGUCCCCUCGUAGGACCCCGCGGGAUCCGAAAACGGAGAAGAUGGAGGAGGAGGGCGGCAGCGGCGGCGGCGGCGCGGCGGGGACCAGCGGGGACGGCGGCGCCGGGGGAGAGCAGCUCCUCACUGUCAAGCACGAGCUGCGGACGGCUAAUUUAACAGGACAUGCGGAGAAGGUGGGGAUUGAAAACUUUGAGCUCUUGAAGGUCCUAGGAACUGGAGCUUAUGGAAAAGUAUUUCUAGUUCGUAAAAUAAGUGGUCAUGAUACUGGAAAGCUGUAUGCCAUGAAAGUUUUGAAAAAGGCAACAAUAGUUCAAAAGGCCAAAACCACAGAGCACACGAGGACGGAGCGACAAGUCCUGGAACACAUUAGGCAGUCGCCAUUUUUGGUGACAUUGCACUAUGCUUUCCAGACAGAAACCAAACUUCAUCUCAUUUUAGAUUAUAUAAAUGGUGGAGAGCUUUUUACUCAUCUUUCUCAAAGAGAGCGUUUCACAGAGCCCGAGGUGCAGAUCUACGUGGGAGAGAUCGUGCUUGCGCUCGAACACCUCCACAAGUUGGGGAUUAUAUACCGUGACAUUAAGCUUGAGAAUAUUCUACUUGAUUCUAAUGGCCAUGUGGUGCUGACAGAUUUUGGUCUGAGUAAGGAGUUUGUGGCUGAUGAAGCUGAAAGAGCGUAUUCCUUUUGUGGAACUAUUGAAUACAUGGCACCAGAUAUUGUCAGAGGGGGAGAUUCAGGACAUGACAAGGCAGUUGACUGGUGGAGUUUAGGUGUUCUAAUGUAUGAAUUACUAACUGGAGCAUCUCCUUUCACUGUUGAUGGAGAGAAGAAUUCCCAAGCUGAGAUAUCUAGGAGAAUAUUAAAAAGUGAGCCUCCGUAUCCCCCAAAAAUGAGUGCUUUAGCCAAAGACCUAAUUCAGCGUCUUUUGAUGAAAGAUCCCAAGAAAAGAUUGGGAUGUGGUCCACGUGAUGCAGAUGAAAUCAAAGAACAUCUCUUUUUUCAGAAAAUAAAUUGGGAUGAUUUAGCUGCCAAAAAAGUGCCCGCACCAUUCAAGCCAGUCAUCCGAGAUGAAUUAGAUGUGAGUAACUUUGCAGAAGAGUUCACAGAAAUGGAUCCCACCUACUCUCCCGCAGCACUGCCCCAGAGCUCCGAGAGGCUGUUCCAGGGCUAUUCCUUUGUUGCUCCCUCCAUUCUGUUCAAGCGUAAUGCGGCCGUCAUAGAUCCUCUUCAGUUUCACAUGGGAGUUGAACGUCCUGGAGCUACAAAUGUUGCUAGGAGUGCGAUGAUGAAGGACUCUCCGUUCUAUCAACACUAUGACCUAGAUCUGAAGGACAAACCAUUGGGAGAAGGAAGUUUUUCAAUUUGUCGAAAGUGCAUACACAAAAAAAGUAACCAGGCAUUUGCAGUCAAAAUAAUCAGCAAAAGGUUGGAAGCCAAUACUCAGAAAGAAAUAACAGCUCUGAAACUCUGUGAAGGACAUCCCAAUAUUGUGAAAUUGCAUGAAGUUUUUCAUGAUCAGCUUCACACUUUUCUAGUGAUGGAACUUCUGAAUGGCGGAGAGCUGUUUGAACGAAUUAAGAGAAAGAAACACUUCAGUGAGACCGAAGCCAGCUACAUCAUGCGGAAGCUGGUCUCAGCUGUAAGCCACAUGCACGAUGUGGGAGUGGUGCACAGAGACUUGAAACCUGAGAAUUUAUUGUUCACUGAUGAAAAUGACAACUUGGAAAUUAAAGUAAUUGAUUUCGGGUUUGCACGCUUAAAGCCGCCUGAUAAUCAGCCUCUCAAGACGCCGUGCUUCACCCUUCAUUAUGCUGCCCCAGAGCUCUUGAAUCAUAACGGCUACGACGAAUCCUGUGACCUCUGGAGCUUGGGCGUCAUUUUGUAUACCAUGUUGUCAGGGCAAGUUCCAUUCCAAUCUCAUGACAAAAGUUUGACGUGUACCAGUGCAGUGGAAAUCAUGAAGAAAAUUAAAAAGGGAGAUUUCUCCUUUGAAGGAGAAGCCUGGAAGAAUGUAUCCCAAGAGGCUAAAGAUUUGAUCCAAGGACUUCUCACAGUCGAUCCAAAUAAGAGGCUUAAAAUGUCUGGCUUGAGAUACAACGAAUGGCUUCAAGAUGGCAGUCAGCUGUCCUCAAAUCCUCUGAUGACUCCAGACAUUCUAGGAUCUUCAGGAGCUGCUGUGCAUACCUGUGUGAAAGCCACCUUCCAUGCCUUUAACAAAUACAAGAGAGAGGGGUUUUGCCUUCAGAACGUGGAUAAGGCCCCUUUGGCGAAGAGAAGGAAAAUGAAAAAGACUAGCACCAGCACGGAGACGCGCAGCAGCUCCAGUGAAAGUUCUCAUUCCUCCUCCUCUCAUUCUCACGGUAAAACCACACCUACAAAGACUCUGCAGCCCAGCAACCCUGCCGACAGCAAUAACCCAGAGACCCUCUUCCAGUUCUCGGACUGAGUAGCGCAGGAAUGGUAGGAAUGUAACCGAUGAUCCAUUGCUCCUUUCCUUCCCUCAGCAGAUGCCUGAGGCGAUGUUUUCUGCUUUUAAAAGUGUGUCCCAUUGGUCUCAUUGGAAUCUUCCUCUUAGGGAAUUUUUUCAGGAAAACCCAAUUGGUUAUCCUUGUCCGAAAGCACUGGACAGAGAACGUUACUGUGAAUAGAGCACACGUUAUACUGUUUAGUGACCUAGCCUGAUGCCGACAGGACUAUUCUUGAAGGAGCAAAGGUGUCUGUCAAUUUAAUUAAGGACUGAUUAGAUUUGAGCUGCUUACGAAAUAAGUCACAAGUUUCUCAGAUGUCUGCCAGCAAGAGAGUUACUCAGACUGAUGAUGCCACCUUUUGCUUCACCUUGUGGACAAUGUGGGUUUUUAACAGAUUUGCACCCUUUGAACAGUGAUUUAUCAGAGAAAAAGGUCUGUUUUCAAAAAGAUUCUGUAAUGAAUUUUAUGUGUGGCAUAUACUUAUUUCUUGAGAGAGGAUUUUAACUUAUUGUUUUUAUUUUAUGGUUACAUCUGAUGAUACCCGGCUAUUGUUAAUCUUUUUCUAAAAAGU
This is a messenger RNA of Ceratotherium simum simum (southern white rhinoceros), 3409 nucleotides long. NCBI's taxonomy places the organism in Eukaryota, Metazoa, Chordata, Mammalia, Perissodactyla, Rhinocerotidae. The record is from RefSeq and is a predicted model, not a curated record.